AUGAAAUGCCCGUGGCGAACCGAGAGGAAGUUGGGCAGAAAGCAGGUAUGUAUUGCCUGUCAGGGCAAUGCUGAGUCUUCGAGUUUCUCGGAAGGCAAGACUGAGUUGAGAGCUAGAAAGGUUUCUUUGGAGACAUUGGAAGGUAAGAAUAUUGAAACGAGAGUGUCAAGAUCGAGAGGCGUUUCUUUGGAGGCUUUGGAAGCUUUAGAAGGGAAGAUUGAGAUGAGUGUCUUGAUAGAGAGAGACGCUGCGCUGGCAGCUUUGGAAGGUAAUGAGACCAUCCAGGUGUGUGGGAAAAUGGAAGGUGGGUGGAAGAACAAACUACUAAUGGCGAGCUUCCUGGGGUUUUUUUUGAAAGGCCUGAUGGCUUCCUUGAAUUGAGAAGGCAGAGCGCUGGAAUUUCAUAUAACUAACCAGUCAGGAGCCUCUAGAAACGAGGCAGAAUCCCAUCGGUAAGUCACCAGCACAAAACCCUCAACUCAAAUAUUAA
Hymenoscyphus albidus is the source of this 490-nucleotide messenger RNA. The record is from the annotation of a GenBank genome assembly. NCBI's taxonomy places the organism in Eukaryota, Fungi, Ascomycota, Leotiomycetes, Helotiales, Helotiaceae.